Rubroshorea leprosula is the source of this 1669-nucleotide messenger RNA. The record is from the annotation of a GenBank genome assembly. NCBI's taxonomy places the organism in Eukaryota, Viridiplantae, Streptophyta, Magnoliopsida, Malvales, Dipterocarpaceae.
CUUCUUCUUUCUUCUUCUUCUUUCUCUCUCUCUUCUUCCUUCUUCUUUCUCUCUUUCUUCCUUACCAAUUUGAGGUUUCUCAACCUAGAUCUGAAAUGACGUAUCCUUCUGUCUGUUGAAAAAAUAAAUCCUUCUUCUCCCAAUCUCCAUUCCCACCAUCUCUGCAAUAGCAACGACACACCAAACCCUCAACGAUUUAUUGUUUCUAAUUCAGCGACAUAACAAUAUGUCCUGUCUUUCUCCAGCAGAGGUAGCUCGAACCCUUGUUGUGUCCAAAUACUGGGUAUUGAGCUCACAAAUCCACAGGCUCAUGCGCACCAGCUUGGCAGUGGAACUCAAAGUACUUAUUUCUCUGAGACGGGAACAUUUUCAAAGAUCAAGAGGACGUGAAUCUUAGAAGAUCUCGCUGCCACCAUACUUUCGUUAAUGAAACCUCAAGUAAUCUGAAUGCAUCGGUCUCGAAAGAUUCUUGUGAGUUUCUAAAAAGGCAUUAUGAUCAUUUGAUACAAGUGAAUGUUGGCAUUAGGACCAGUAUUUCUGCCCAGAUAAUUACAACAAUGAUGACUUUUCACUUCAUGCAAGCUACUACUAUUUGUAAUCUGUUCUUCUUUUGCAACUGGUAGAAUAUGGGAAUUGAGAAAUUUCGAAUUCUCCUUGUUUAGCUUGCUUUUGUAGACAGUUGGGGAAUUAACAUAUCAAGAAAACUGAGCCAUGUCAUUGUAUCUUGGACAACAAUCUCGGUACAAAAUAUCAAACUUCUUGGCUUCUCCAGGCUUUGCAUUUGUAGACAUUGUGUUAUGCUGUGAUUUCCACUUAUCAUGAUGCAGAAAGUUGAAGAUGCACUUCAGAAGGGUUCUGAUAUACUAAACCAAGGAAUGGCACUAGAAGAUGAUCCUGAGUGCCAGCUGAUUGUGGAUUGUAAUACAUUGUUGGUUGAAAAUGAGAACAAAAACAUCAUAAUCCACAAUUUUAUACGGGACAAGUAUAAACUGAAGUUUCCUGAGCUCAAGUCAUUGGUGCUUCAUCCAAUAGACUAUGCCCCCAUUGUAAAAAGGAUUGGCAAUGAGAUGGAUUUGACACUAGUUGAUCUUGAAGGACUUCUGCCGUUGGCCAUCGUUAUGGUUGUCUUGGUGACAGCAUCAACUACUAGUGGCAAGCUGCGUCCAGAGGAUAUUCUUCAAAAGACGUUUGAUGCAUCAAAAUCUAUGGGAACCGCUGGUGGUCUUUCAGCAUUAGCCAAGAUGACUGACCUCUGUAAUGUUCAGCUGCUUGGUGCAAAGAAAAAGAACUUCGCAGGGUUUUCAACCGCAACGUCACAAGUUCGUGUUGGUUACCUUGAAGAACGGACAGAGAUAUUUCAAUCUACGCCCCCUGCUUUAAAAAGUCAUGCUCGUAAAGUUUUGGCUGCAAAAUCUGUACUUGCAGCGAGGCUGGAUUCCUCGAGAGGGGAUCCAUUAGGGAAUGCUGGUAGGUGCUUAACGGAUAAGAUCCUUAAGGAAAUAGAGACACGGCAAGAGCCACCUCCUGCAAGCAACCUAAACCACUUCCUGUUCCGGAUUCUGAACCUAAGAAAAAGAGAGGUGGUCAUCAGUUAAGGGAGAUGAAGGAAAGGUAGUGAAGAUUUCCAAGUUCUAUUAUUUAUUUUGCUUUGGUGUAUCUGUUUUAUUUU